Molecule: messenger RNA, 3359 nt
Organism: Episyrphus balteatus (marmalade hoverfly)
Lineage: Eukaryota; Metazoa; Arthropoda; Insecta; Diptera; Syrphidae
Product: thioester-containing protein 1 allele S3-like
Exons: 14
Coding region: 1-3279 (1092 amino acids)
Molecular function (GO): endopeptidase inhibitor activity
Source: RefSeq, a predicted model, not a curated record
AUGGCUUCGACGCUAUUUACUUUUCUAGGUGUAUUCAUAAUAAUUGUCGGUUGGUUACGAGAAACACAAUCAAAUAAAAUAGGAUAUUAUGCAGUCGUUGCACCUGGAACGAUUCGAUCGGAGUCUAUAUUUCACAUUUCUAUAACCCUAAAUGAUUUCCAUCAAUCUUGCUGGUUUAACAUAAGCUUGACAAAUUUCAAUCAAACCUCAAAACUCUUUGAAUAUGAAGGUAUUGAAGUUCUACCGAAAUCAACCAAAUUGAUCAAACUUCGAGCACCUUAUUUGACUGAUAAACUUGGUAAUUUAGAAGUGUUUGGUUAUCGAGGUAUCACAAGCAGAGAAUCAGCUGUCAUUAAUUUUGAAGCUCAAUCAUAUUCGACUUUCAUUCAAAUCAACAAGGCCAAGUUCAAACCCGGCGAACUGAUUGAAUUCCGUGUUAUUUGUAUUGAUCAAUUAACAAGACCGGCAAAAGAUGGCCAAGAUAAUUUGUUGAAAAUUAUUGACGAUGUUAAACUUGUGCAAGGUGUCUUUAGAAGUGAAUAUCAAAUUUCUGAGAACCCUGUUUUGGGUGAUUGGCUGAUAAAAGUUGAAAUUAAUGGUGAUGUUGAUGCUGAGAAAAGCUUUGAAGUUGCAAGAUAUACGCUGCCGAAAUUUGCUGUUCAAAUACAAACAAAUUCAAAUGUUGCUUUCGAAGAGGGAGUGAUAACACUGGAGAUAAGUUCAAGCUAUUUCUAUGGUGAACCUGUGGAAGGAACUCUUACAAUCUCUUUGGAAAAUAUCUAUAGCUACAACGAAAACUAUCUACCAAUAUUACCAACAAAAAAAUUCCAAAUCCAUGGAAACCCCACAAUUAUCUUAGACAUGAAAAAGGAUCUUCAUUUGAAAAACAAAAUUAAAAACAAUCAAUCUGUGAUACUUUACAAAUUCCGAAUCAAAGCGUUUGUAAUUGAUCAAUUUAGUGAGAAAAAGUCUCAGACAGAGACUGAAAUAGCAGUUUAUAGCCAACCAUAUAAAAUAAUAGUCAAAGGUCUAGAUGCUUUUAUUCCAGAUGAAAUUUUAAUUUUCAAAAUAAAAGUUUCCAUCACAGAUUUACAAGAUAACCCAAUUGAAGAUACUCAACAUCCAAUAAAAAUAUUUGUUCAAUGCAUAAGUUCUUCUAGAGUUGAUCAGAAUCCUUUAAGUUUAGAAUAUGUUUACAAAAUUGAAAAAGAUGAUUAUGCUUUAAUAAAUAUUACAAACCACAAUUUCACAGCUUGUUAUUUACAUGCAGAAUACCGUGGCAUUAAAUCUUCAGAAAGUCGAAUCAAAAAGAAUUAUAAUUCAUUAUUUUUAGAAGUUUUAACUGAAAGCCCUGAGAUUGGUAAGGAGCUAAAAAUAAAAGUCAAAAGCUUAGAGCCUAUAGAAAACUUUGCGUACGAAAUAGUUUCCAGAGGAGAUAUCAUAAAAUCGGAACUUAUUGAGAUGCCUAAAAACCAAACAUCAUACAUUCUUAGCUUAAAUGUGACAUUUUUGAUGGUUCCAAAAAUUACAAUUUAUGUUCAUGGAAUUAAAAAAAGAAAUUUCAUUGGACAACUGAAGGAUAUUUACAUAAAAAGAACAUUCAAAAAUUCGAUACAAAUUACAACCGAUGAAGAAACGAAACCUAAUUCCUUGGUUAACAUAAAUGUAACAACAGACAAAGGAUCCUAUGUUGGUUUAAUGGCUCUCGACUACAGAAUUCUACAAAACUUACACAAGGUUGAUGAUUUAACCGAAGAUUAUUUCUACACAAAACUUCGAGAUUAUGAUUCGUUAAGUUUUGCCCAAUACUAUUCUGGCGCAAAAGCUGGACUUGUAACUUUUACCAAUGCUCAAAAAGAUACAAGGAUUUUUUCUGGAUGGGGAUGGGAUGAUGAAGCCCCAAUUACAGGUGAUAGCGGCACUGGAUUCUUUCAAUUGCCUGCUCAAUUUGGAAAACCAUUUUUAGAAUUUCCAUAUAUUCGAAAACUCUUCUCCGAAAGUUGGCUCUAUAAAGAUUUUGAAAGAACUCCCUCAGGAGGCUUAAAUUUUAUGGAAAACACACCAGACAGUAUUACAACUUGGGCUAUUACUGGAUUUUCACUUAAUCCCAACACUGGUCUAACUCUAACAAAAGAUCCAACUAAUUUAAAAGUGUUUCAAGAAUUUUUCAUUUCAAUGGAUCUUCCAAGCUUGGUAAAAGAAGGUGAAAUUAUUGAAGUUUCGGUGUAUUUAAGAAACCAUAUAAAUCAAGAGGCUUGGACAAAUGUAACCAUCGAAAGUGAAAAAGAAGGUCUUGAAUUUUUUGAACAUCCAGAAGAAAAGUCCAAGGAAAUAAUUUCAAGACGGAUUAACUCAAAGAAAUCAGAAAAAAUCACAUUUUUCCUAAGACCACUACAACAGGGACAGUAUAAUGUGAUUUGUAAAGCUAUCUCUUUAAAGGCUAGUGAUGCAAUUCAAAAGACCCUCAAUGUCCAAUCUCAAGGCAUACCUUAUGCAAUGUCUAAGACCUUUUUGGUAAAUCUACCGCAAGAAGGUAUCCAAGAAGACGAAAUCACAAUUGGCAUUCCCGAAAACGCCGUUCCUGAUUCUCAAAGAAUUGAAAUCUCAAUAGUUGGUGAUGUAUUUCGACCUUUGCUGAAGAAUCUUCAAAAGUUGGCACGUGUUCCGUAUGGAAAUGGUGAAGACAAUAUGAAAUACAUUGUAUCCAAUUUGUUAGUACUAAAGUACCUCAAGGCACUCAAUUAUUCCAAGCCUAAUUUGGAAGGCAAAUUAAGACUUAAUCUUGAGCUAGGCUAUCAGAAUCAGUUAUCUUUUAAACAUUUGGAUGGUUCUUUUGGACUUUUUGAAAGAAAAACUGGCGAAAGAACAGGUAGUGUUUGGCAAACUGCUUUUGCAUUGUGGGGACUGAAGCAGGCAAGUGACUUUAUUCAUAUUGACAUUCGAAUCAUCAAAAGGGGUUUGAAGUAUCUUAAAUCGAAGCAGCUCGGAAAUGGGUGCUUCGAAUCCAGAAAUGGGCAAGAAGAAGAUGUUAAAGUUGCAGCUUUUGGUUUGAUGGUAUUUUUAAUGGAUGAUCAUUCGAAAACUGGAUUCAGUGGUGUUAUUUCUCGAGGUCUUCAAUGUUUAUCUGAUCAAACGAAUGCUUCGAUAAAUUCGCCCAGUUUUCUUAUGUCAACUUUUGCUUUGUUGUUGUCAAAUCAUGAAAAAGCUGAAAAUUGUUUAAGAAAACUGACAAAUAGGAGCCAUUUAGCAGAAAAUAGAAAAGAGAAUGUUCUGGACUAAGGAAGAUAACUUUGAUGGAAAUUUGGAAACUAUUGCUGGAAAUCUUGUAAAAUUAUUCGAAUCACAAUACAAUAGUUCGA